AUGGCUGAUCAGAAAGCAAGCGAAAGUGGCCAAGGCAGAAGCAAUUCCAGUAGUCCAGAGCAACCUCGCAGCCCAGAUUUAAAGUCUUUAAACAGUGAUCAUGAAUACAUUAUGCUUGCUACGCCUGAUGUUGAAUCUGAUUCAGGUUCAGGCGUGUCAGUUUGUAAAUCUCAGGGGAGUAGUGUGAGUAGCUUUGCAGAUGUGAUAAUCCCUGACAUGGAGGCUACCUUGGAGAAGGGACCAACAGAGGAAGAGCUGCAACAUUUGGUGGAGGAUGCAAAAAAGGACUUUUCUCAUAGCUCUGCAUCAGUUCCAGAGGUAUUCUUUAGUCCAGGUUCAGAGAGCAAUUCUCAGAACACUCCUCUCAGUAAUGACAAUUCAUUAGCAGUAAAUGGCAGUAUUGAACUGAUACCUGAUGAAAAAAAUUGUCAUGUUUUGAAUCCGUGCAUUGCUGAAGGUGAUUCACAAACAGUAGAUGGAAGAAUCCAUGGUGAUAACACCAACACUACUCAAGCAUCAAAUGGUACAAAGCUUGAUGCUGGAGAGUCAGCGCAACCCAGAGCAAGUACUGAUCCUGGACAAUCAGAUGAAGAGAGUGAUGAUGAUGCUGUUGUAUAUGAUGGGAUAACUUACUUGGGAUCCUCCACUGUGAAUGCUCCAGUGAGUGAAAUUGAAUUGAAAAGGACAAUGGCUAUCUUGCGAGAACAAACAGAGGUCACCAUUGAUGUUUUGUUGUAUGUUGGUUCCACAUCAGACAAGAUGAUAAGACUCAAAGACCCAGAGACACAGGCUGACAUUGCUACUUAUAAAAUACAGAGGAUCCUGUUUUGUGGCCGUGGUGAUGUUGAGGGAAGUGAAAGUGACUGCUUUGCCUUCAAUACUGUCCAUGGUGAUUCUGAGAUUUUCCAUUGCCAUGUAUUCAGAUGCAAAGAUCCAGAGAAGGCUGGAAAGAUCUUGAGAACAUUUGCUCUCUCCUUUAGAAGGCAUAGGAAGAGAAAGCAACAGUCACAACAGUCAUCCUUGGAUCCCCCAACAACAGUCACUGGUGUCAGCAACCUUGUGUUCAAAUUUGACCUGACUCUUGACAUUCUUGAGGAAGACAAUAAGGGAUUUUCUUCAGCAGCAAGGGACAAAAACUGCUUCAAAUUACGACAAGACUUGAGAAAGAAAGUGUUCAUUACAGUGCAGCAGUUGACUAACAGACAUCUUAUUGUAGAGAGGUGCUUUGGCCUUCUUAUCUGUCCAGGAAAGAAUGUUCGAUAUUCUGACAUGCACCUAUUAAAUGAGGUGAAAAUGGAGGUUGGAGAGGGUGGCAAAACAUAUUUCAUCGCUGGUUUUUGGGAUCCAGCUGUACGUGACUUGUUAGUGUUAAACACAGAGACCCCUAAAGACUCUCGACUAUUUGUGACAAUAGCUGUUGACUUAGUUGUCACUGGAGUAACAGAACCAGUCCGCUUCAUUUUGGAGACAAAGGCCAAAAUUUUUCCCACUGGAGAAAAAUUCUUCUGGAGCCCGAGUAAACCAAAAUUCCAUGAAGUUUAUGUUAUGGAACUGAAGGAGGUUUUUGAUACUGACACUGGAGAAAAAGGAUGUGAAGUGAAAAGUAUCAAAACUGAACUUAGUUACGAAACUUCCAAAACUUUGACCAAAAGGCAGCCUCCUCUGAAUAGACAAUCAUCUGGAGGGAACAAGACAUCUGAUGAUGAUGAUGAAGAUGACGAGCCACUGCUGUCAGGAUCAGGUGCUGUUCAAAAGGAUUGCACUGAGGAAGAGCUAGGCAGCUGGUCAGAUCUUUUAAACAAAUGGAAGGACAUCACUAUUAAACCAAAACAACUGCAAGGACUUGUGAGGAAGGGCAUACCAGAUCCUCUCCGUGGACAAGUUUGGCAGAUGAUGGCCGGUGUGAAGGAAAAUGAUGAACUCAUAGAGGGUUAUAAACAUUUCAUCAAGAAGGAAUCUCCAACAGAACAGGUGAUCAAGUGGGACAUUCACCGUACCUUCCCUGCCCAUGAGUAUUUUAAAAGCACUGGAGGAGAGGGUCAGGAAACAUUGUAUAAAAUCAGUAAAGCUUACUCUGUUUACGAUGAGGAAGUAGGCUACUGUCAAGGGCUGUCAUUCCUGUCAGCAGUGCUUCUGUUACAUCUUCCUGAGGAGCAAGCAUUUGCACUGUUGGUGAAGAUAAUGAGUGACUAUGGGCUGAGAGAUAUUUUCAAACAAGAUUUUGAACAGCUGCAUCUGAAGUUUUUCCAGCUGGACAGAAUGAUUGAGGACUCGAUGCCAGACCUCCACAGCCAUUUUCAGUACAAUAGUAUAGAGACUCACAUGUACGCCUCUCAGUGGUUCCUGACUUUGUUUACAGCCAGGUUUCCAUUAUCAAUGGUGUACUGUAUUAUGGAUCUCUUUCUAUGUCAUGGAAUGAGAGUUAUUUUUCAAGUUGCUUUAGGCCUUCUCAAGGCUUCUCGUAGGGAGCUCAUCCAAAUGGAUUUUGAGGCCAUACUAAAGUACUUCAGAGUGUCUAUGCCUAAAAAAUACCUUGACGAAGAUGAGUACAAGAAGCUCAUAACCUCUGCUCUGAGCUUUCGGGUGACAGAGAAAAAGAUGAAGAAAUACGAAAAGGAGUACUUGCUGCAAAAAGAACAAGAGGCACAGCUUGAAGAUCCGGUCGAGAGGCUAACGCGUGAAAACAAGAGGUUUUUUGAAGAUAACAUGAGACUUGAACGAGAAAACGAUAGCCUUGCCCACGAGUUGGUCAGUAAUAAAGUAGAACUUCACGGCAAGCUGGCAGAGGCAGAAGAAAAAGUGGAAGAGUUGUCCAAGGCGUUGAGCAACACAACCAUAUCACUGGCUGAAUCAGAGGAUCAACGGGAAAAACUGAAAGUCGAGGGCUCUCAGGUCAAGGAAAUGUAUCGGCAGACUAUUGAACAGGCUGAAGAGGACAAGAAGCGACAUACUACUGUUGUUGAACAAUACAAAAAGAUUUGCAAAGAAAAGGAGGAAAGAAGCGAGGAGCUGAAGGAAGAUCUGCGGCUGGAACUCUUGGAGGUCAAGAGACGAAUAGGAUCAUGUGAAAACUGCGCCGCUGUCUUCUCUGAGGAAGGUCAUGUUACAUUGGAGGGUGGAGGCGGAAUCGCCGCAUUCAAGACAAGUGUGAAGCUGGUAGACUCCGAGCAGCGCCUGAGGGAACUGGAACUGGAGCUUGCGCAGACCAAGCUUUCUCUAGUGGAGGCGGAAUGUCGUUCUCAGGAGUUAGAACAUAGGCUGGCGGCCAUUGAGGCGGCGACUGGUGAAAGCAAACCUUGGUUCAAACGAAUAAGUUUGGUAAAGGAUGCCGGGAAGUGAUUGAUGGUCGUGUGAUGAUGAAUUAAGCUCGUUUUCUGUUAAGAAGAUAACAGCUUUUUUUACUGUAUAACUGAAUUUUUGGGUACAUCAAGAGCUUUUGUUAAUUUCGAAUGAUGUACUUCAACAGAGCAUAAGAAGUAGUAUUGAAGAGGUAGAACUUUUCGGUUUUUUUUUUUGUUUUUUGUUACGAGAGUCUCUACCGUCUCCGUGAAAGAAAUAGCUCUCCUGUUAUUUCGUAACUUAUCAGUUCCUCCGCCAGUGGAGGAAUCUUAGACAUUAGACACUAAGACAUUUGGUUUCAAAAUAUUUUGCAACUCGUUCCCAAGACCCACUUCAUCUCGCGGACCUCUAGGUUCCGGAAAGACCAUGAAAACGAGGUUUGCAUAGAAAGCUUUGUCGUUUGUUUUCUUCCUGGAAGGUCUAUUCUUAAAAUUAACUCAAGGACAGUAGUUGUAGUAUUUUCUUCCCUUUUGGUUGCCCAACAGCUAAAAAUUUAGUUGAUUUGUGUUAAUGUACCAGCUGAAAAUGAAAACAUUUGCCCUCAACAAAGUUCUCUAUGGAGUUAAGUUUACAAGAAAUGGUUAUAAGAUGUUACUAAAAUAAUACUUUCCUCCCUCGAAACCGGCUUUUGAAAUGAAGAAGCGAACAGUAUUUUUUGUUGUUGUACUGUUUAUGGAAAAGAAAUUACAUUUUAUUUUUUCUUUCUGUUAGAUGAAUACGAUUAUCUGAAUGUUGUUGCGAAAAUUAUGUACAUAAACGAUAUUAGCGACAUCAGUUUAGUAUUUUAAAGCUUUUUUCAGUUCUUUCUUCAGUUAUUUCUGUGUAAGUUUUUUGCUUAGUAACUUAACUCGGAAAAUAAUGUAUCACUUGACAUCAAUAACUUACUAAAUAGUCGCGAUAUCAUAUAAGAAAUGUUGAUGAAAUACAAGGGGUUAGAUGAUAUUGAUGGAAUAAACAGACGCUUCUGUUCAGAGAUA
This is a messenger RNA of Pocillopora damicornis (cauliflower coral), 4316 nucleotides long. Its product is annotated as rab GTPase-activating protein 1. Gene Ontology annotation, biological process: regulation of GTPase activity. The record is from RefSeq and is a predicted model, not a curated record. Gene Ontology annotation, molecular function: small GTPase binding; GTPase activator activity. Lineage: Eukaryota; Metazoa; Cnidaria; Anthozoa; Scleractinia; Pocilloporidae.